UAUUUUUUUAAAUAAUCCACCUAUAUAAAUAUGAUAAAGCUGUGGCCUAGUAACAUGAUGUUCAGCUAUCGUCAACUAAUAAUCUUAAACACCAUGUCAGGCCGGCUGUCUCGUUAAGAUUUCUUCGACAAAACUAGUAAGUCCAAACUUGUAAUCAUCUCCAAAAACUCAUUGAUAGCCACUAACUAGGAAGCCAAAUCUCCAAGAACAAAACUAUAAAAAUCUCCACCUUAUAUAAUAACUUCAUUGUAAAGGCAACAAUUAAACCUGUAGCUAAAGAUGGCAAUAGCAUCAUGUCAGCUGCUAGCAUUGCUUCUUCUUCUUACAACAACGUACAUAUCAGCAGCUUCACAUCCUGGAGGAUUGAGAUUGGGUCCUAUUAGACGACCACUGAUUCAAAAAUCCAGUUUACAGUCCACAGAAAUCCCACCAGAAUAUGAAACACAUUACUACACACAAACACUUGAUCAUUUCAACUACUAUCCCAAGAGUUAUGCCACCUUCCAGCAGAGAUAUAUUUUGAACUUCAAGUACUGGGGGGGAGCAAAUACUAGCUCUCCUAUCUUUUUCUAUGCAGGUGAAGAGGCAGACAUACUUGGUGAUGUUCUUUAUGUUAAUUUUAUUGCUGAUCUUGCUGCUCGUUUCAAAGGUUUACUAUUGUAUGUUGAGCAUCGUUAUUAUGGAGAAUCAUUUCCAUUUGGAUCCAACAGAGAAACAUACCAAAAUGGGAGUACACUUGGAUACUUGAGCUCAGAACAGGCUUUGGCAGAUUAUGCACAGGUCAUUACAGAUGUUAAGAAGAAUCUAUCAGCACUGAAUUCUCCAGUCAUUGCUGUCGGAGCUUCAUAUGGUGGAAUGCUGGCUUCUUGGUUUCGUCUGAAAUACCCUCACAUUAUCAUUGGUGCUUUGGCAUCUUCUGCUCCAAUUCUAUACUUUGAGGAUAUCACACCACAACAUGGAUACCACGCUGUUGCAUCCAGAGACUUCAGAAAUACAAGUGAGAGUUGCUACAACACCAUUAAACAAUCUUGGUCAGAAAUUGAUAGAGUUGCAGCUGAAACUAAUGGACUUGUAACUCUUGGCAAUAUCUUCAAUGCAUGCACGCCUUUGAACUCAUCUCAAGAGCUGAAGGACUACUUAACCAUCAUUUAUUUGGUGUCAGCUCAGUACGAUAAUCCUCCAGAUUAUUUUGUGGAGAAUUUGUGCAAGGCCAUUGAUGGAGCUCCACAAGGAACUGAUGUUCUUGCAAGAAUUGCUGUUGGUCUCAAUGCCAGUAUUAUUUUUGGACAAGGUUCAUGUCACUAUAUUGUUGAACCUGAAACGGUAUACAGACAGAGCUCAUGGUCAUGGCAGACAUGCACUGAGAUGGUAAUACCGAGGGGGGUUGAUACCAAUGAAACAAUGUUCGAAUUUUCUCCCUUUGAUCUCAACAAAUUCACAAAAGCUUGCCAAGAAGUAUUCGGUAUCACCGUCAUCCCAAGGCCUGGUUGGGCCCCUGUACAAUAUGGUGGCCGUAAUAUAAAAUCUGCACUUGAAAAUUUUGCAAGCAACAUCAUUUUCUCCAACGGGUUCCGCGAUCCAUGGAGCGCAGGAGGAAUUUUAAAGGACAUAUCAGACACUGUUGUCGCCAUACAUACAGAUCAAGGUGCUCACUGCUUGGAUGUGUUAAGUCCUAAUGCAACAAGUGAUCCUGCAUGGCUGCUGGCUCAGAGAGACAAAGAGAUCCAAGUUAUUGCAUUUUGGCUUGCAGAGUACUAUGCCAAACUUGCUACAAAUACUGCCAAUUGAACGGCUUGGAAGACUCUUCUUCUUUCCUUUUAUUUGGUUGAAAGAAAAAAAUUGUGAUGGGUUCUGCUUGAACCUGGAGAAUCACUAUUCGCUUGAGCUAGAAUAUUGAAAUUGUAACAAAAUAAAUUGCUUUCAAUUUUUAUCUCUCA
This is a messenger RNA of Manihot esculenta (cassava), 1937 nucleotides long. RefSeq names its product lysosomal Pro-X carboxypeptidase. Gene Ontology annotation, biological process: proteolysis. Bases 280 to 1788 code for a protein of 502 amino acids. The record is from RefSeq and is a predicted model, not a curated record. The transcript has 9 exons. Lineage: Eukaryota; Viridiplantae; Streptophyta; Magnoliopsida; Malpighiales; Euphorbiaceae. Gene Ontology annotation, molecular function: dipeptidyl-peptidase activity; serine-type exopeptidase activity.